AUGGCUUCAACUUCACAUGGCCAUGGCGGCGGCGCCGCACGAAUAAAAAACGCAGCUUCAACCUUCUGCUCCGAUUCUCAGCCUCUCAUUGCUGAUGUCCGUAAAACUGUGGGUUUGAUGAAAGAAAUUGCAGUUGAAUUUGAAAAGGACAACCUUUCUGAUAAGGUGAAGGAGCUGGAAGAUGCGGUUGUUGAGUUAGUGGAACUAUCUGAACGCAGUGUGCAUUUUUCAUCAGCAGUUCAAGCUGUUGCCCACAGAUACCAGCCUGCAGAAGAGUUGACAAAUUUUCAUAAAUUGUUUGAGGAUGAAGUUUCCCAGUUUAAAGCCAAUCAAACUUCUGAUCUUACUAGACAUCCCUUAAUACGCCAAUUUAAGGAAGCUGUGUGGAAUGUUCAUCAUGGGGGACAGCCAAUGCCCGGUGAAGAGCAGGAGGAAAUUGUAAUGACCAGUACCCAAUCUAAUAUUUUGAAUAAUAAUUGUCCAUUGACUGGAAAGCCUGUUACCGAGCUUGAGGAACCAGUUCGCAGUAUGGAAUGUAGACACAUUUAUGAAAAGAAAGUAAUAAUGCGAUAUAUAAAGUCAAAGCAACAGCAAUGCCCAAUAUCAGGUUGCCCAAAGAUAUUGCAUGCGGAUAAGCUGGUGCAUGAUCCGUUGUUACUGGUUGAGAUUGAUGAAAUGCGCAAAAUGAACAAAGAAACCGACGUAGAAGAUUUUACCAUGCUUAAUGAAGAUGAGUGA
Gastrolobium bilobum is the source of this 738-nucleotide messenger RNA. Its product is annotated as E3 SUMO-protein ligase MMS21. Gene Ontology annotation, biological process: double-strand break repair via homologous recombination; protein sumoylation. Gene Ontology annotation, cellular component: nucleus; Smc5-Smc6 complex. Lineage: Eukaryota; Viridiplantae; Streptophyta; Magnoliopsida; Fabales; Fabaceae. Gene Ontology annotation, molecular function: zinc ion binding; SUMO ligase activity. Bases 1 to 738 code for a protein of 245 amino acids. The record is from RefSeq and is a predicted model, not a curated record. The transcript has 7 exons.